AUGGCCGACGAGCUCCUGGACCCCACUCUGCAGAACAUCCUCGACCAGAAGUCGUUGAAAUGGAUCUUCUGCGGUGGUAAGGGUGGUGUCGGAAAGACCACGACUUCAUGCUCUCUCGCAAUCCAACUGGCCUCGUGCCGUGAAUCCGUUCUACUUAUCUCGACAGACCCCGCGCAUAACUUGUCAGAUGCGUUUGGCCAGAAGUUCUCAAAGGAAGCGACAAAAGUAAACGGCUUCGACAACCUCUCCGCAAUGGAGAUCGACCCCACUAGCGCCAUUCAGGAGAUGGUCGAGCAAUCCGACUCGAACGGUAUGAUGGGAAGUAUGAUGCAAGACCUUGCAUUCGCGAUCCCGGGUGUGGACGAGGCCAUGAGCUUUGCGGAAAUCAUGAAGCACGUCAAGUCCAUGGAGUACUCUGUCAUUGUCUUCGACACUGCGCCGACAGGACACACCCUCCGUUUCCUGUCAUUCCCCACUGUACUGGAGAAGGCUUUGGGCAAGCUGAGCUCGCUUAGCGGCCGCCUCGGGCCUAUGAUCAGCCAGAUGACCAGCCUUAUGGGCGGCCAGGCAGAUGCGCCAGAGGACAUGUUCGCGAAGCUGGAGUCAAUGCGUUCGAUCAUCACGGAGGUCAACACGCAGUUCAAGGACCCGGAAAAGACGACGUUCGUCUGCGUGUGUAUCUCCGAGUUCUUGUCCCUGUACGAGACAGAGCGGCUAGUGCAAGAGCUCACCGCGUACGAGAUCGACACGCACAACAUCGUAGUCAACCAGCUCCUCUUCCCUAAGAAAGCCUCGAAUUGCGAACACUGCCAAGUGCGGCACAAGAUGCAGCAGAAGUACUUGAAGGAGGCGCACGAGCUCUACGACGAGUUCUUCCACAUUGUCCAGCUCCCACUGCUCACGGAGGAGGUCCGGGGGCCGGAGAAGUUGAAAGAGUUCAGCAAGAUGCUGGUCACGCCCUACGCCGCUCCGGAGUAG
Messenger RNA from Trametes versicolor FP-101664 SS1, 978 nucleotides. Its product is annotated as anion-transporting ATPase. Gene Ontology annotation, molecular function: ATP binding; ATP hydrolysis activity. NCBI's taxonomy places the organism in Eukaryota, Fungi, Basidiomycota, Agaricomycetes, Polyporales, Polyporaceae. The record is from RefSeq and is a predicted model, not a curated record. Gene Ontology annotation, cellular component: GET complex. The transcript has 8 exons. Bases 1 to 978 code for a protein of 325 amino acids. Gene Ontology annotation, biological process: post-translational protein targeting to endoplasmic reticulum membrane.